UACCCCAGUUGCCUCGGACCGGCCGCACUCCUCCUCAGUCACUGCUCCAGGGCUCCUGCUCCACACCCGCCAGUCCGCCACCACCACCACCAUGCCCCCUCUCCUCAUCCUCCUCCUCAUCGCGGGCGCUGCUUGCACGGCGGCGGCGUCCGGGGACGGUUGCCGCGCCGGCUGCCCGCUCGCCCUCGCCGCGUACUACUUCUCGGCGGAGUCCAACCUCACCUUCGUCGCCUCGCUCUUCAACUUCCCCGACUACGCCGCGCUGCUCCCCUACAACCCCGACAUCACGGACCCGAACUACAUCGUCACCGGAGUCCGCGUCCGCGUCCCGUUCCGCUGCUCGUGCCUCGCGCUCCCCGCCGACCCGGCCCCCACCUUCCUCGCCGGGUCGGUCCCCUACGCGCUCUCCCGCGGCGAGACGUACGGCGGCGUCGCCGCGGAAUUCGCCAACCUCACCACGGCCGCGUGGAUGGAGGCCGCCAACAGGUACCCGGCGGAUAAGUUGCCCGCCUCUGGGACGAUUAAUGCCACCGUCAACUGCUCGUGCGGCGACAAGAGCGUGUCGCCGCGGUACGGGCUGUUCCUCACCUACCCGCUCUGGGACGGGGAGACGCUGGCCUCAGCGGCGGAGCAGUACGGGUUCUCGUCGCCGGCGCAGAUGGACCUGCUUAGGAGGUAUAACCCCGGAAUGGACGGGGUCUCCGGGAAGGGGAUUGUGUUCAUCCCGGUGAAAGAUACAAAUGGUAGUUACCGCCCUCUGGAAUCAGGAAAUAGCCUUUCUGGAGGAGCAGUAGCAGGAAUUGUGAUAGCCUGUAUUGUUAUUUUGAUUGUGAGUAUCUGGCUGGUUGCCAUUUAUUAUAGGCGGCAACAAAUGAGAAAGGCCACAUUACUCCCAUCUCCAGAGGAUCCGGUCCAAUUUGGCAGUGCUUCACAAGCUGAGGGUAUUAAGGUUGAUAGAUCCAUACAGUUCUCAUAUGAAGAACUUUGUGAUGCUACACACAACUUUAGUAUGGAGCGUAAAAUUGGGCAAGGUGGUUUUGGCUCUGUUUAUUAUGCUGAGCUUAGAGGGGAGAGAGCUGCCAUAAAGAAAAUGGAUGCAAAGGCAACUGAAGAAUUCCUUGCUGAACUGAAGGUUUUGACACACGUCCAUCACUUGAAUCUGGUGCGGUUAAUUGGUUAUUGUGUUGAGAGUUGCCUGUUCCUUGUUUAUGAGUUUAUUGAUAAUGGAAACCUAAGCCAGCAUCUGCGUGUUACUGGAUAUGAACCUCUCUCGUGGACCAGUAGAGUGCGAAUCGCCCUUGAUUCAGCAAGAGGUCUCGAGUAUAUUCAUGAACACACUGUUCCAGUGUAUGUUCAUCGGGAUAUCAAGUCUGCAAAUAUCCUGAUAGACAAAGACUUUCGAGCAAAGGUUGCAGAUUUUGGGCUGACAAAGCUUGUAGAAAUUGGAACCACAUCACAGUCCCUUCCAACACGAGUUGUUGGUACAUUUGGCUACAUGCCUCCAGAGUAUGCUCGAUAUGGUGAGGUUUCUCCUAAGGUGGAUGUCUAUGCUUUUGGUAUUGUACUGUAUGAACUUAUUUCAGCCAAAGAAGCUAUUGUCAGAUCAACAGAAUCAACGGAUGCAAAAGGCCUUGUUUAUCUGUUUGAGGAGACUCUCAGCAUGCCAGACCCCAAGGAAGCUAUUCAGAAACUGAUCGAUCCAAACUUAGGAGGCGACUAUCCCAUUGAUUCGGUUCUCAAGAUUGUGUACCUCGCGAAGUCGUGCACGCAUGCAGAGCCCACGGUGAGGCCCACGAUGAGAUCUGUAGUGGUUGCUCUCAUGGCGCUCUCAUCCAAGGACAACGAGCUAACUCGGGGACUUGAACUGGAACUCUCUCCCAGAGAACUGAGAUCUGGUUAGCAUGGCACCUGGGGGAUAUCUGGCCUUUGAUCGUCACAUGGUGGAUCGUGCAUGUAGUUAUGCAGUAGCAUAUGAUGUAUGAUUGUAUUGUAUAUGGUGCUCUGUAGAGUACUUAAGAGAGCUGCUUUAUCGGCAAAAAUCAAUUGAAAAGUAACAGCUUGUACAUAGCAAA
This is a messenger RNA of Panicum virgatum (switchgrass), 2072 nucleotides long. Its product is annotated as lysM domain receptor-like kinase 10. The record is from RefSeq and is a predicted model, not a curated record. The transcript has 11 exons. NCBI's taxonomy places the organism in Eukaryota, Viridiplantae, Streptophyta, Magnoliopsida, Poales, Poaceae. Gene Ontology annotation, biological process: innate immune response; protein phosphorylation. Bases 92 to 1900 code for a protein of 602 amino acids. Gene Ontology annotation, molecular function: transmembrane receptor protein kinase activity; ATP binding.